GGUCUGCAGUCAGUCUGAUGCUCUGCGCAAACACCCAGCAGAAGCACCUGUGUAGCUCGGCUGAUGCUCCUCUCCUCUCCUCCGGAGGGAAUGUGUGAAUGAGGACCAGCAAUCCUUCUUUUAUGUGAUUGUAUUUGUGCGCCUUUUCGUGGAGAAGCUAUAUCGCACCAUGGACUAACUGUAUUAUCCACCAUGGGAUUAUUGCAGUUGUUUGUUGGAUUAUUUUGCGCGGCAGCAGCCGCUGCGUUCGGAGUGGAUCCGGCGGUUCGGAUCAGCGUUUUCCAAGAGUUCAGUCCCGCAGAAGGGUUUUCCGGCGUGACACAGGUGCAAGGUUUCCACGAUGACACGAGAGCUUUCCUCUUCCAAGGCUCGUCCCGGAGCGUGAGGGUCCCAGACGACGCAGCCGGACGCAUGCUGCAGAAACUCAGAGGAAAGAGUGAGUUCACCAUCGCACUCACACUCAGACAGGAGAAACUCAACUCUGGAGUCAUACUGUCCAUUCAUCACGGAGAACAGAGGUGAGGACACACACACACACA
This is a messenger RNA of Carassius gibelio (silver crucian carp), 539 nucleotides long. RefSeq names its product protein kinase C-binding protein NELL2-like. The transcript is spliced from 3 exons. NCBI's taxonomy places the organism in Eukaryota, Metazoa, Chordata, Actinopteri, Cypriniformes, Cyprinidae. The record is from RefSeq and is a predicted model, not a curated record. The coding region runs from base 193 to 522 and encodes 109 amino acids.